Molecule: messenger RNA, 2925 nt
Organism: Oncorhynchus mykiss (rainbow trout)
Lineage: Eukaryota; Metazoa; Chordata; Actinopteri; Salmoniformes; Salmonidae
Product: RNA exonuclease 4
Biological process (GO): DNA catabolic process; rRNA processing
Cellular component (GO): nucleus
Molecular function (GO): 3'-5' exonuclease activity; nucleic acid binding
Source: RefSeq, a predicted model, not a curated record
GUUACCCAUCGCUCCACAAAAGCCGCGGCCCUUGCAGAGCAAGGCGCACACUGCUAACUAAACUAGCCGUUUCACAUCCGUUACACCAUGUACAGAGAGGCUAGAGAGGCUCACAGAUAUAGGAUCAGUCAUGAUGUAUCGUAUGCAGAGGCCGUCAAACAGUUUUGUAGAACUACAGUGCGGACUGAUGGAGCUUACAUGGAUGUACCUGGAGUAAGUGGACCUAAUGUCAGGGCUGGUGCUUCUGAUGGUCCUGGCAUGGUUUUGAGGCCUGUUCAGAAAUCUUGUGCUCAUGAAUGUGCUGUGUCAAAUGACACUUUGAUAAUUGAAUGAAAUUGUCUUCAUAGAUUGUAUUGGUAAGGUUAUCAAUACGACUCGGGAUGUGGAAAGCAGAAAUGCCAGGUAGAAGGUUAUUGCGGAGACCGCAAAAGAGAUAUUGGGGGUAACAGAUUGAAAUGGUUGUUGACAUGCAGAACAAUCCUAAGGGUGGAGUGUUUCAGCAUGAUAUAGAUCAAGUUUAAUGUGUUUGGGGAGGGUGUGGUAGAAGUCAGGGAUUUAUUUGUUGUUUUUUUUUAAAUCAUGGUAGUGCUGAAUUAAGCAGAUCGUGAUUGAUCGUACAUUCCAGCACAGCAUGCGGCAUGCGAUUGUUUGCGGACCGCCAUUAUAGCAUAGAAGAAACGAAGAAAGAAAAUGUUUCUAGGAACCAAGACCAACCCUCGUUUCCUGUCGGACAUUCACAUUUGUGACACAUUGCAGAAGUACACAUUUCAGCACGACGUACGGAAAAACGUGUAGAUAUCUGUUUGUAAAGCAUAACGAGUAUGGCGAGUUUGUAAGUAUUCAUUAAGGUAUUUGUAGAGGUGAACUAUUGCGGUUCAAACCGUCAAAUCAUUGCUUUAGCAAAUGUAAUUAGCCAGCUAAUUCACUAACUAAUGCUUGAUCUCCUGAUCACAUGUUAGCAAAACUAGCUAGCAAGCUAACGUCAUCCAAGAAGCCAAUUUACUGAGCAACAGGACGUUUGAAGUAUAGUCGGCUGUCACAUAUUAAGUCAAACGCUAGUCGCUUAGCAAUGUUUACUUUUUAGAAUGAGACGUGAAGACCUAAAGUUAUAAUGAAAGUUCAGGCUGCCAUUACACUGCAACGUGUCUUUAGCAGCUAACGUUAGCUUGCCUAACUCAAAAAAAUAAUUCGAAGAGGAGAAUUGACAGACAUAUUUUCGAAAUCAAAGCUCAUAGUCCUCGAGAUAUGUCUAAAGUCAAGCCAGAGAAAACGGACUCUGCUGCUUCUUCUAAAACGCCAGAACCCAGCCAGGACCAAAAGAAAAAGAAACCUGUAAAGAAAAAGUUUUUUGAACACACCAAGAAACAACCAGUGGCUAAAGAUCACGGUAAAACCAAUGCAUUGCUUCCCCCGAAAGAUGCCGAACAGUUUUCAGCCAACUGGAAAACGUUACUAGAGGUGUUCAAAUCCAAUCCCCUGCCAGUAAAAAAUAAACCAGUUCAGCAGAACUCAAAGAAGGAAGUCCCUAAGAAACCCACUAAAUACAUUUCAAAGAAGGACGAGGUGGUGGAGGAUAAGAAGCCUGCUAAAGACUUAUCAAAGACAGUGAAUGAUGCAAAGCCCAUGCAGGUGUACAGCAGGAAAGUAGGGAAGGACAGUGCCGUUCCCAAUAAAUCCCAGGUGAAUGGGAAAGGUCCAGGAACAUCGGGGACAGAACAGCCUAACGCCAAGAAGAAGAAACCGAACAACGCCCAGGUGGAGGGUAACACACAGAUGAAGAAGAAGAAAAUAGAGGAAGUGGAGGAAAAGAAACCCACUGAAUCGGACAUGUGGUUUGAUGGCGUGGACCCUGACGACAUUGAGGCCACAGUGGGGACAGAGGCAGCGGAUAUCAUGAGGAAGAUGCAAGGCAUUCGGAAGACAGAUGCCCAGACCACAGAGAAGGCGCUGGUCAAGGACAGGGGGUUCGAGGGCCUUACUAAGGCGGUAGCUAUGGACUGUGAGAUGGUGGGUGUGGGGCCAGAUGGAGAGGACAGCAUUGUAGCCCGGGUCUCCCUUGUCAACCAGUUUGGGAAGUGCAUCUACGACAAACACGUCAAGCCCACCGAGAAGGUGACAGACUACAGGACAGCUGUUAGCGGCAUCCGGCCGGAGAACAUCAAAAACGGUGAGAAUGUAAAGACUGUACAGACAGAGGUGGCUGAGAUCCUCCAGGGGAGAACGCUAGUGGGACACGCCAUUCACAAUGACCUUAAGAUUUUGCUCUUGGAUCACCCAAAAAAGAGAAUCAGAGACACACAGAAGUAUAAACCUUUCAAGAAAAUUGUGAAGAGUGGUCGGCCCUCUCUGAAACUCCUGUGUAGAGAAAUACUUAACGUCAAAGUACAGCAGGGAGAACAUUCAUCCGUCCAAGACGCCCAGGCGACUAUGAGAUUGUACACGAUGGCGAAGAAGAAUUGGGAAGCAGAGAUCAAGGCUAGUCAUAACAACCCAGACUUAACCAAGAAGACCAAAGAACCAAGGAAGCCCAAAUUAGCAAAAGUCAAAUGAACCUGACUGGUUCUGAAGUCUUAACUGCAUCAUUCUGUUAUGGGACUGUGGACUAACCAGGUGGCUUGACUGAAUUAAUAACAAGUGUGUCUUUGGGAAGUGGAUCGUUUGGUGACCCAUAAGGAUUGCACAAAGAAGUUUGUUCAAAUGGAUAUUGACUUUAUUCAAAUCCCACACAGCCCAAAUCACUCAAAUAUCCUAGUGCUCCUUCAGCUAUGCAUCGAUCUUUCAUUCAUUGUCUGGUACAUCCUCUUAAGUGUUCAGAUCGGGGUUUUAAAAUGUAAUCUCUUUAUCUUCUAACGUCCACAGGUUAGGUUUAGAGAAGCUGUUGCAUUUGUGGGCUUUAACAUUAAACGUUUGAUAUCUUUAAUCACA